Messenger RNA from Lachnellula hyalina, 1761 nucleotides. RefSeq names its product Bifunctional lycopene cyclase/phytoene synthase. The record is from RefSeq and is a predicted model, not a curated record. Gene Ontology annotation, molecular function: intramolecular lyase activity; geranylgeranyl diphosphate synthase activity. The coding region runs from base 1 to 1761 and encodes 586 amino acids. The transcript has 3 exons. Gene Ontology annotation, biological process: biosynthetic process. Lineage: Eukaryota; Fungi; Ascomycota; Leotiomycetes; Helotiales; Lachnaceae.
AUGGGGUUUGAGUACGCGCUCGUACAUCUCAAGUAUACGAUCCCACCAGCCAUUGCAUUGACCUAUAUCUACCGGCCUUUCUUCACACGCUUAGAUGUAUACAAGGUCUUCUUCCUCAUCACAACUGCCGUCGUUUCUACCAUACCCUGGGAUUCCUAUCUCAUUCGGCGCAGAAUAUGGACCUAUCCUCCCAGUGUGAUCAUUGGCCCGCGAUUGUUUUCAAUACCCGCCGAGGAGCUGUUGUUCUUCGUUAUUCAGACUUACAACACGUCCUUGAUCUACUUCUUUCUGAGCAAGCCACUGCUUCAUUCAAAGUACCUCGUUGCCCGAAACACAACUAGUCCCUGGCACAGGGCUGGCCAAGCGAUUUUGGCAGCUUUGAUUGUGAUCGGUGGAUUCCAGAUACGGCGAGGAGGGGAAGGAACAUAUUUAGGCCUGAUAGUAAUUUGGGCUGCACCGUUCCUGCUUCUCCUCUGGUCACUUUCGUCCCAAUUCCUCGUCAAACUUCCGUACAGCAGUACUGUGGUUCCAAUUGCUAUUUCCACCGUCUACCUCUGGAUUGUUGACACAUUAGCAUUGAAAAGAGGGACGUGGGCAAUUUCGUCGGGCACAAAAGUUGGAGUACAUCUUUGGGAUGGUCUCGAGAUUGAAGAGGCCAUCUUCUUUCUGGCUACGAAUACCCUGGUUGUAUUUGGCUUGGUGGCAUUUGAUCAUGCCGUGGCAAUUCUUUUGACAUUCCCGGAUUUGUUUCCAAAGGUUCCGGAAUUGCCAUCGCCAGUCAUGUUGAUGCAGGCGCUUUUUACGGACCCGGCAGUGUAUGAUGGGGAAAGAGUUGAGGGCCUCAGAGAAGCAGUCACACGGCUGCAGAAGAAAAGCAGAAGCUUCUACCUGGCCAGCUCAACCUUUUCUGGCCGUCUUCGGAUUGAUUUGAUACUUCUCUACUCUUUCUGCCGAGUCGCAGAUGAUCUUGUUGACAACGCCGACACCGAAUCCACAGCCAGAGAGUGGAUUUGGAAGCUCACCCACUACCUCGAUCUAGCAUAUGCCUCCAAAGAAGCCCACAGAAUCUCCAAAGAGCCAUCCCUUAACAACUACAUAACAUCUACCUUCCCCACCUCGGCGCACUCUGCCCUUCGCCUCCUCCCUACAUACAUUCUCCCCUACAAACCCCUCUACGACCUGCUUGAAGGCUUCAAAACAGACCUGAAAUUCACGUCCACCAUUUCCCCAAUUCAAACAGAACACGACCUUGAAAACUACGCUGCCUAUGUAGCUGGAACUGUAGCCGAAUUAAUAUUAGAGCUCGUAUUCGUCCACACUACAUCUCCUACCUCUACCUCGACCAAAAAAAGAGACCACCUGAUCCGCUCUGGCGCCCGCAUGGGUAUCGCGCUUCAAUACGUGAAUAUCGCGCGCGACAUUUCGGUUGAUGCUGGACUCGGACGUGUCUACAUUCCUCAUUCCUGGCUUUCAGCCGAAGGCCUCACAACACAAGAUGUACUUGACAAACCCGAGUUGUUUGAGGUUGCGAGGCUGAGGAAUAGGUUACUGGCGAAGGCGUUUGGGGUUUAUGGAGAGUGUGGGCCGGCCAUGAGGGGGUUACCUAGGGAUGCGAGGGCGCCGAUGAGGGUUGCGGUUGAGAGUUAUAUGGAGAUAGGGAGGGUGUUGAAGAAGCGCAAGUAUAGGGUUGUGCAGGGACGGGCGACGGUGCCGAUUGGAAGGAGGGCGUUGGUUGCUUGGAGGGCGUUGAGGGAGGGUUAG